Messenger RNA from Tricharina praecox, 562 nucleotides. RefSeq lists its product as uncharacterized. NCBI's taxonomy places the organism in Eukaryota, Fungi, Ascomycota, Pezizomycetes, Pezizales, Pyronemataceae. Bases 279 to 491 code for a protein of 70 amino acids. The record is from RefSeq and is a predicted model, not a curated record. The transcript has a single exon.
CCCCCCCAUCCCCCUAUGUAUGGAAUGCGGAUUCUUCCGCACCGACCGACCUCGAUUGAGAUGGUUGUGAUGGUUGUGAUGAUUGUGAUGGUGGUGGUGGUGGUAUAUAGAGUGGAGUUGAUCUACAGCCGGGAGAGAAGAACGGGCACACGAGAGAAAAAAAAAACAAGAUGAGAGAAUACCUCGUGCUUGAAAAAGACUGCCUGCUUCCCCCAAUCUCGAAGAUCCAACUUCCAAUACUUACUUAGUCUUUCCUGUUGUGUUGUCGGGGUAGGUAUAUGUUACUAUUAGUAUUUUGCUCUGCUCUCAUCUUGCGAUGUUUUUCCGCACUCACGAUUUUUCCAUGUAUGUAUGCCCUGUAUGUAGACAUGUCAGUUGUGACAUCCCUGCGGCAACGCAACGCUGAAAGCGCUCCGCAUGGAAAAAGAAAAGAAAAGGAAAAGGAAAAGAAAACAAACGAGCAGAAUCGAAGGUACAGUACUAGUAUCUAGUGGAGUAUCUAGUACUAGUGGUAGAAGCCCACCAAGAAACUCAAUCUCAAACACCGGCGCCGUUGUCGUCG